Molecule: messenger RNA, 186 nt
Organism: Plasmodium inui San Antonio 1
Lineage: Eukaryota; Apicomplexa; Aconoidasida; Haemosporida; Plasmodiidae
Exons: 1
Coding region: 1-186 (61 amino acids)
Source: RefSeq, a predicted model, not a curated record
AUGGACAUUCAAGAAAAGCUGCACGAGGUGAAGAAGCUGCUGGAGCUGCAAACCUGCAAGAACGACGAAUCGAGGGAAAGUCUGAUAAAGCUUAUGAGGGAAUUGUAUUUGGCCUAUAUGCUUCACCGGACCGAGGAGGUGAAUAAAUUUUUGAAAAUACGGCAAAGAGUGGAAUGGGAAAUAUAG